This is a messenger RNA of Glycine soja, 1895 nucleotides long. Its product is annotated as D-ribulose kinase. Gene Ontology annotation, molecular function: D-xylulokinase activity. NCBI's taxonomy places the organism in Eukaryota, Viridiplantae, Streptophyta, Magnoliopsida, Fabales, Fabaceae. Bases 96 to 1520 code for a protein of 474 amino acids. The record is from RefSeq and is a predicted model, not a curated record. The transcript is spliced from 9 exons. Gene Ontology annotation, biological process: xylulose metabolic process. Gene Ontology annotation, cellular component: cytosol.
GGCUUUGCCACCAAUACCAUUGUUUGUUCCUCACUCCUCAGGUCCCUUAUCCUCGGGGAACGGGCAAAAGAAAAGCUAAGAACUAAGAGUGGGAAAUGGUAGGCGCUAUUUCAAUAACUCACUACUCAGCAAGCACCGUUUUAGUAUCUUGGACAUCAAUCCAAAAACACGGGAAUGGGUUAUUAUGUAAUACUAAUAAGGUAAGAAAACCAAGGGCAGUAUCAAUGAGUGUGAGAGCAGGUGAAAGACUCUAUCUUGGGUUGGACUUUGGCACAUCCGGUGCCAGGUUUGCCAUCAUUGACAAAGAUGGGAUAAUUCAAGCUGAGGCUAAGAGAGAGUACCCUCUCUACUUGAGUGGAGAGUCACAUGAUUGGGUGCGCUCAUGGAAGGAGACACUGUUUUCUCUGCUUCAUGAUGUCCCACUUCACCUUCGCAAACACGUUGUCUCCAUUUCUGUUGAUGGGACUUCUGCAACUACUAUCAUUGUCGAUAGUGACUCGGGAGAACCGUUGUGGAGACCUUUACUUUACAAUGAGAGUUGCCCUGAUGCUUUGGCAACGGUGAAAUCUAUUGCUCCUCCAAAUCAUACGGUUUGCACCGGAUCAUCCACUCUGUGUAAACUCGUCUCGUGGUGGAAUCAUGUUGGUUCAAACCAAAAACAUGCUCUGUUGUUGCACCAAGCGGAUUGGCUUUUGUGGCUUCUUCAUGGAAAGCUUGGAGUUACAGAUUAUAACAAUGCUUUGAAGGUUGGCUAUGAUCCUGAGGUGGACUCAUAUCCUUCAUGGCUAGUCUCUCAACCAUAUUAUCAUCUUUUACCUUCAGUUGUUGCUCCUGGAACUCCAAUUGCUUGUUUGAAGGAGGAAAUUGGAAAUAAAUAUGGUUUUCAAAAGGAUUGUGUUGUAUGCAGUGGAACCACUGACAGUAUAGCUGCAUUUCUUGCAGCUCGUGCUACACAACCCGGGAAAGCUGUCACUUCAUUGGGUUCAACACUAGCUAUUAAACUACUCAGCAACACAAGAAUUGAAGAUUCUCGGUUUGGGGUGUACAGCCAUCGCCUUGAUGAUAAAUGGCUUGUUGGUGGUGCUUCAAACACUGGUGGAGCCAUUCUUAGACAGCUUUUCACCGAUGAUCAAUUAGACAAAUUGAGUGAACAGAUCAAUCCCUCACAACCCUCUCUUCUGGAUUACUAUCCUCUACCAAAAGCAGGUGAAAGAUUCCCAGUAGCAGAUCCAAAUUUGGCUCCAAGGCUACUUCCACGUCCAGAAAAUGAUGUUGAGUUCUUGCAUGGAAUUUUAGAAUCCAUUGCACGUAUAGAGGCAAAGGCAUAUGGGUUGUUAAAGGAGCUAGGAGCAACCCAGGUAGACGAAGUUUUCACAGCCGGUGGAGGAGCUAAAAAUGAGAAGUGGAUAAAGAUACGAGAGAGGGUGAUUGGUUUGCCUGUGAGUCGUGCAAAUCAAACAGAAGCUGCAUACGGAGCUGCAUUAUUGGCAAUGAAGGGCGAUCAACAAAAUAUUUUGUGAAAAUAUUAUUACACCACCUGUUUGAUCAUGAUGCGUUUGAAGAGUAAUUCGUCAUUUGAAAUGUUAUGAGAGAAAAAAACAUUGAAAUUUCUUGGGAGCGUGGAGGAGGACCGAAGAAUGUUUCAACAUGGCGUUACUUUCUGGAUUGCAUUGUUCUAAUUCAUGAGAACAUGUCAUGUAAUGUAUCUAUUACUGUUUAGUGUUUAGUAGACUCCUUCCAAGGUACAUUUCCAUUUUCCAUGUAGAUCCCUUUUGUCAUUUGUGCGUUGAAGCCUGAAAGGUGCAUGGUCAAUACAAUCAUGCCUUUAGUUGGCAUAGUGUUGUUCUGUUUUGGAAAGCGAAAUAAACAUGAAUACCUGACUAUUUUUCGUUUCA